UUUCCGCAGAAAACAGCGGCAGAUGACAGCAACCUGUUGCGCUGGGACAUAUCGCAGACUGACUUACUUCACCUCAUCUGAAAACAGCUUUCUGGAUUUCAACUUUGACCGCUAUCGUUGACGAAAAAUGUCGAAGAAACAGAUUUUCUACUCUGACAAGUACAACGACGACGAGUUCGAGUACAGACAUGUCGUGCUUCCGAAGCAGCUGUCUAAACUGGUGCCCACCUCCCACCUGAUGACAGAAGAAGAGUGGAGAGGACUCGGGGUGCAGCAGAGCCAGGGCUGGAUUCACUACAUGAUCCACAAACCAGAGCCACACAUACUGCUUUUCAGAAGGCCUCUCCCAAAGGAUUAAAUGGGAACCAGCUGUAAAAUACCUGCUAUCUUCUUUGCUGUUUUCUGUUGUCUUUUGACCCUCUCUCCUUCAUUCAUCUCUACAUGUGAUCUAAUGUAUUGCGUAGAAAUUUUUUAGAGGUAAUGAGAAACGGCUGUGAAUGAUAACCUUUUGACAGUAUGAAAGGGAAAGUCUGCCUGUCAACUGUACACUUUUAGCACACUUAAAAAUAUCUGUUUAUGUCAUUUUGUCAAAACUGAUUUAUUUACUGAGCUGUCGUUCGAGUAUUGGGUUUUAUUUAUUUAGCCCAUAACUUUCUAUAUUUGUAUAUUUUCUGUUCUUUAAGCUUGUUUGUACUACAUGCAUAUAUUAUUUCUAGAUAUUGUAAAUUUUGUCACUCAGUUAUGAUUGAUUCUUCAAGUUCUUUGUUACCCAAAGAACAAAAUAAAAUAUAUGUAUUCAUA
Amphiprion ocellaris (clown anemonefish) is the source of this 801-nucleotide messenger RNA. RefSeq names its product CDC28 protein kinase regulatory subunit 2 (gene cks2). Bases 128 to 358 code for a protein of 76 amino acids. The transcript is spliced from 3 exons. Gene Ontology annotation, molecular function: histone binding; protein kinase binding; cyclin-dependent protein serine/threonine kinase activator activity. Gene Ontology annotation, biological process: regulation of mitotic cell cycle. Lineage: Eukaryota; Metazoa; Chordata; Actinopteri; Pomacentridae. The record is from RefSeq and is a predicted model, not a curated record. Gene Ontology annotation, cellular component: cyclin-dependent protein kinase holoenzyme complex; SCF ubiquitin ligase complex.